AUGGCACAACACGGCUUCGGCCAGUUCAACGGUGGCCACGGUGGAGGUGGCGGCGGAAGCAUCGAUCCUAACGACUUGGCCAUGGGCGCAAACUAUGGAUCAUCCUAUUCCAACAACUACAACUCCAACUCAGGAAACACAAAUGGGUUCUCGAGCGGCUCCGCCCUCUUUGGAGACGAUGAGCUGCUCGAUGGCCUCGGAAGCCCGACCGAACAGCCGUUACAUGGCCAUGGCCAGGAUUUUGGCGGCGGAAUGUCAAACAUGGAUAUGGGCUUCAACCAACCUAUCUACGGCUCCCACCACGGCCUAGAUCAAAACCACAUCAACGGCUACUCCAACACCCCCGACGGUGACCCCAUCCAAAGCCCCUUUGUGCAUAGCUUCAAUAACUCGGGAUUCGGCCAGAUGCACCAUCGCCAGGCGCUCGGCACUUCACUUCAGUCUCCCAUCUCCUACUCGGGCUCGCCCUUGGCUGGGUCCGACCUGACUGGUGAUGCCGCCGAAACCAACUACCUCAACGCUAAGAACCGAGCCAGAAUGGCACAAGCUAUGCAACGGAAGAGCUCAUCUUCCAACACUCGCAGCCCCAUGACUCCCAAGUCAGCGAUGCACUCGGUACCGAUGGCGACCCAGGAGUCAACUGGCUUCGGUUCUCAGUCCAUCCGGGCCCAAGGCAUGCAUGAGAAAUCACCAUCCGGAGGUCAGUGGAUGCAGACCCCAACAGGAAGUAUGGCAGCGUCCUAUGGCUCUGGCUUCUCGUCGCCUAUUCAACCCGGUCUCGCUCAACUCAACGAGGUCAUGAUGAAGGGUGGCACAUCGAUGCCUGCAAAGCUAGGGGCUCAACCCGGAGGUGCGGUCUCCUCUCAAGAGAUGAAGCGGAAGCGGCGUCGGGAGUCUCACAACCUCGUCGAGCGACGCCGCCGAGACAACAUCAAUGAGAGAAUUCAAGAUCUCAGCAGACUAGUGCCCGCACAUCGCUUGGAGGAUGAGAAGAUCCGCAAAAUGAUACAGAACGGUACCCCGCUCUCGCCUACAUUGUCCGGCAUUUCGAACCCAUCGCAGGCUACCUCGGGCCUUGCCGGUCCGGGCGCACGUCGCGCAGCUGGCGCAACAGGCAAUAUUACGACUGGCCUCCCCCUCGAGGACAAGGACAAGGGUCCCAACAAGGGAGACAUUCUGAACGGCGCAGUCAGUUGGACGAGAGAUCUGAUGUGGAUGCUGCACCUGAAGCUGCAGCAGCAGGAGGAGCUGAUGAACGCCAUUGCGGAACUCGGCGGCCAUUUCCCGUUUGAGCUCACAGAGGAUGAGAAGCGCAUGCAAACCGAGCUGAUGGAAGCCAUCUCCAAGAACGAGGUUCCAGGGUACUCCCGCACGACCGGAUCUGGUCUUCGCGUACCUCAUCACACCGACUUCCGCGGCGAGCCCAUGAAUGGCUCAGGUAAUGCUGACGGUACCUCUGUUAGCCCUGGCGCUACCAACGGCACCGGCCUCGCCAAUGACCUCAACGCCGGCAGCGAAUUUUGGAAUGAUCCGGAUGAUGAUGACAGUGGUCCAACUUCGCUGAACUUCAAGGAGGAAGACGAGUUCGGCAUGGACCUGACACAGUAG
Molecule: messenger RNA, 1608 nt
Organism: Colletotrichum godetiae
Lineage: Eukaryota; Fungi; Ascomycota; Sordariomycetes; Glomerellales; Glomerellaceae
Product: helix-loop-helix DNA-binding domain-containing protein
Exons: 1
Coding region: 1-1608 (535 amino acids)
Biological process (GO): regulation of transcription by RNA polymerase II
Molecular function (GO): RNA polymerase II cis-regulatory region sequence-specific DNA binding; DNA-binding transcription factor activity, RNA polymerase II-specific; protein dimerization activity
Source: RefSeq, a predicted model, not a curated record